AUGACAGCGCACGAGUCUGCGCCGGACACGACGCCGCUAAUGGAGCACGGAAUCUCUGGCGAUGAUGCCGCUCCUCAAGUGAUCGAGCGCUAUCUGACAGACGAGCAGAUCCAGCAGUUUAUGGACGAAGGAGUCCUCGUAGUACCCAAUGUUCUGACACCAGAAGAGGUGGCGCAGGCACGUCAUGGACUGCACAGCGAGCUCGCUAAGUACGGAGUGGACCAUGACAAUUUGGAGGAGACUGGCGACAAUCUCAAGAACUUGUCAAGUACUGGUGGUGCAGGUGGAAUCCUGGACCUGUUCUAUCCAUCAUGGCGAUUGAAAGUGGCCGAGAAUGAGAAAGUAUUUGCAGCUAUGACCGACUUGUGGGAGGCGACGUACGCACACAACCACCCGGAUUUCCUGCAUCCAUUCGGAGACUUCGAUGGCAAACGUGGCUACAUGUACAUUAACCGCGUGUGCUACCGCGUGCAGGAUGUGAUAUCCAAGAAGUUUGCUAAGAAGAAGUCACGUCCAAUGCAGCGAUCAUUAACCCCACACUGGGACUGCUGUCCGACCAAGAUGUUCGACUCAGGCAAGGACACUCCGCGAUGGCGACCAAUCCAGUGCAUCACGGUGCUCACUAGCAACACGGAGUCCAACACAGGCGGUUUUGAAUGUGUGCCUGGCUUUCACAAGGAAUUUGCUGGUUACGCUGCGAAGAAUCAGCCUGAAACUGUGACGGAAGCUCCAUUAACGGCUGCUCUUCGCCGUCCGCAGGUCUGUCUUGGCGACUUCUCACCCCUGCGUAUGCAAGAAGAUCGAGCCAUUAUUGAUCGCUACCAGCACAUUGGAUGCGAAGCUGGCAGUGUGAUUUUAUUCGACUGGCGCCUCCCACACGCCAACAGCUACAAACACGUCGGCACCAUCCCGCGCGAGGUCAUUUACACGGGUUUCAUCCCGGAUAUACCAAUCAACCGCUCGUAUGUUCAAGAACAGCUUCGUCGGUACAAAGCUCGUCUGCUCCCCGCUGAUCACUGGCAAAAAGAUGACGUGCAUUCUCGUGUCGCCGAGGAUUUCUCUGCUCACCAUUUUUCGGCGUUAGGCUCUCGUCUUAUCGGCCUUCACCCAUGGUAA
This is a messenger RNA of Phytophthora nicotianae INRA-310, 1116 nucleotides long. RefSeq lists its product as hypothetical. The transcript has 2 exons. The record is from RefSeq and is a predicted model, not a curated record. The coding region runs from base 1 to 1116 and encodes 371 amino acids. NCBI's taxonomy places the organism in Eukaryota, Oomycota, Peronosporomycetes, Peronosporales, Peronosporaceae.